AUGUUCCAUAAUAUCAUCAAUUCGGAGCGCCGGGCCCGAGAUUGUGUGACAGUCAAGAACCCCAGGACAAACGAAGCCACAUUAGAGGUGACAGUCGCAAACAAGACAGACCUUAAUGACGCAGUCAAGGCUGCAAGGGUGUCAUUUGAAUUAUGGAAGCUCUUGUCUGUCGAGACCAGACAGAGAUAUCUACUCAACCUAGCCGAUGAACUGGAACGGCGAAGAGGUGAAAUACAUACUCCUCUGGCCGCGGAGACCGGAAAAUCCAACCUUCUCGCAAACAUGGAGAUUGAUGAUACUUUGGCGUUCAUCACAUUUAACGCAUCCCAGUCAUUGCCCAGUAAAGUGGAAUACGAAGACGAUAAACUCAGGAUUUUGUCUACCCAUCAUCCUAUAGGAGUGGUGGGUGCGAUUUGCCCUUGGAAUUUUCCACUCGUGUUAGCCGCUAGCAAGAUUUCUGCAGCGCUCGUCAUGGGAAAUUGCAUCAUUGUCAAACCAUCGCCAUUCACCCCAUGUGCCACUUUAAAAUUCGCUGAGCUUGCGACAUCCGUGCUUCCGCGGGGUGUGUUUCAGGCGCUCAACGGAGACAGCGAUCUAGGAAGGCUCUUUAGCAUUCAUCCCGGGAUCGACAAGAUUAGUUUCACUGGAUCCAUUGCGACUGGAAAAAAGGUUGCGGAAAGCGCGGCUAGGACUCUGAAACGAGUAACACUUGAGCUCGGUGGAAACGAUGCUAGUGUCAUCUGCCCCGAUGUGGAUGUCAAAACCGUUGCUACCAAGGUUGCUGCGGGGGCAUUUUUACAUUCAGGCCAAAUGUGCGUUGCUACAAAAAGAAUCUAUGUGCAUCAAACUAUUUUCGAAGAGUUCCGGGACUCGUUUAUCGAGGCAGUCAAGGACAUCAAAAUCGACAUUUUUGGUGAUCAGUCACCACUGUUCAGUCCCCUCCAGAACCAGCCACAGUACAAAGUGGUCGAAGAUCUCAUCGCUGAUUGCAAGGAGAACAAUUAUACUUUACUUUGUGGGGGGAAUACCGACGACAAGCAGCCAGGCCUCUUCAUCGCACCUGUGGUUGUAGACCAACCUCCAGAUGAUUCUAGCAUUGUCCAAAUGGAGCAGUUCGGUCCUAUCAUUCCACUUACAAAGUGGUCUACAGAGGAUGAAGUGAUAUCGAGGGCCAAUCAGACAGAUACCGGCCUAGGGGCGUGCGUGUGGGCUGAGUAUAUUAGCACUGCAGAGCGGAUUGCGCGAAAACUUGAAGUUGGAACAGUAUGGAUCAACAGCCCGGAAGUCCCUAACCCUCACGGCUACUGCUCAGGCUGGAAGGAGAGUGGGAUGGGGGGCGAGUGGGGGAACCAAGGCUUGCUCUCCUACUCUCAAACACAGACAAUUCAGCUAUACAAAUGA
Molecule: messenger RNA, 1401 nt
Organism: Penicillium griseofulvum
Lineage: Eukaryota; Fungi; Ascomycota; Eurotiomycetes; Eurotiales; Aspergillaceae
Product: aldehyde dehydrogenase family protein
Exons: 3
Coding region: 1-1401 (466 amino acids)
Molecular function (GO): aldehyde dehydrogenase (NAD+) activity
Source: RefSeq, a predicted model, not a curated record